This is a messenger RNA of Myotis davidii, 982 nucleotides long. RefSeq names its product transmembrane protein 229A (gene TMEM229A). The transcript has 2 exons. NCBI's taxonomy places the organism in Eukaryota, Metazoa, Chordata, Mammalia, Chiroptera, Vespertilionidae. The annotation marks the transcript as partial. The record is from RefSeq and is a predicted model, not a curated record.
GGGACCGAGCUGCCCGCCUGGAUGCGCCUCUACUUCUACGGGAUGCACGGGAUCACCCUGGACGUGCUGGUGUCGUCCGCGCGGCGCUUCGCUCGCAGCCCCGACCUCCGGAUGCUGGGCUUCUCCUCGCCCUACCGUUGCCUCCUGCACCUGCUCACCCACUUCGCCCUGGAGAAGGUCUACCUGCAGCGGCGGCGCUGCCCCAGCGCCUUGGUCUUCAACUUCCUCCUCUACCCCCGCUUUCUCUUUUACGGGAUGCACGGCUUUCUGGAUGAGAUCUUCUUCACCUUCUUCUUUGACGUGCUGGGCCAGGGGGACCGGGCCACCAGCGGCCACACGUCGCUCUGGUCCUUCUUCAUGUACGGCAGCUGCAGCUUCGUGGUGGAAAAGCUCUAUUUCUACCUGCACUACAGUCGCGGCUGGAGCACCUGGCAGCGGGUGCCCAUCUACGUGAUGUUCAUCUACCUGUGGGAGCUGUCCUGGGGGCUGGGCCUGCGCGCCUGCGGCGCCUGCUCCUGGGACUACUCCCACUACCCGCUCAAUUUCAUGGGCCUCAUUACCCUGAUGUAUUUGCCUGGUUGGAUAUUCCUUUGCGUGUACCAGGACCUGCUUUCCAACGCGUUGUGGCGAGUGCAGUACAUACCAGCGGGCUGAAGCAAACCGGCCUCUGGAUUCCCAUCCGUGAAUGCGGUUUAUUUUUACACGUUUAAAACGGAGUGGUCUUCUUGGCGUUUUAGUUUUCAUGCGUUGGACUAAACUCUUGCAACAAAUUUCAUCUUAUCUUUUCGUUUUUUUCUGGCUGUUUGGGACCCGUGCAUGAUACCUUACUUGGAAAUAUUACUCAAAGUACUAACUCGUCCAUAUUGUAAAAACCCUCACAAGCCCAAACAUUGGGAAGCUGUAGGAUUCGCCUGUGUGGGCACAGGUGGCUGAUAACUGCUGUGUUUUUGUUUUGUUUUGUUUUGUUUAUUUUGGUGAGGAA